This is a messenger RNA of Pogona vitticeps (central bearded dragon), 1683 nucleotides long. NCBI's taxonomy places the organism in Eukaryota, Metazoa, Chordata, Lepidosauria, Squamata, Agamidae. The record is from RefSeq and is a predicted model, not a curated record.
AGGCUAAAACCUUACCUCUAUGUGUUAAGUGGUUGCGUGAAAUACAGCGCGCGGCUUUUUGUACGCAUGUGCGGGCGAAGAAGUGGAAAAAGGGGGGGGGAUGUGAGCGGUGGCCUUUCGGAGUGCGGCGAGAUUGUGACGGGGCUGGCGUGGAGUUGGACUGAACAGGAGCCUCUGCAGGAGUUCAACCCGGGGCGGUGGGGCAGAGUUUGAUGCGAAGCCAAGGGACGUUUGUCGAGUAGGACGCUAUGGAAGGUGAUGCAAAAAUAUUUUGGAGACAGUUAAAAGGCAGCACAGUGGACCUGAUAUUUGAGCAACUACAGAAAUUACUGUUGUCUCUGAAGGAGAAGAUCAAGAAUGGAACAGCAACAGAAGAAGCCAGCCAUCCCCCAAAUAUUAUGAAUUUUAUACAUACGCAGAGUGCUGCCACGCUUUGGCACUUCUGAAUCUCCCGGAUAUGAAUGAACUCUUGCAACUAAUAAAUGUAAGUGUUGUCGCUGAAGAACAAACAGCCAUGUAUGAACAAGGUUUACAUUCUUCUGCCUCAAGUAAAAUGGAAGAAAGUCCUGGGGAUGUUACUUCUUUAAAAAUGGAAAUGACAGAGGUAAUGAAUUCUAGAAAUAAAGGUGAAAGAACAGCGAAAUCUUUAAAAUUCUGCUAUGAGGAUCACACUUGUUCUAAAGACUGUCUUUCCAAAAGACCAUGGGACUCCUACAAGGAUGAAAACCCUCUUAAUCUACCAUUACUGCAUCACUUCCAGAGAUGGCAUGCAAAAGCAGAUUCUAUGUCAAAGUCACAUGAUGUGAUAUACAAGACUCCUUGUGGAAAGAGUCUGAGAAAUUUCAGAGAAGUUCAAAAUUAUUUGUUUCAGACAGAAUGCACCUUCUUAUUUUUAGAUCAUUUUUCUUUCAAUACCUAUGUGCAGGUUUUUAGAAACAAUCCUCGUCGUCAAGCAUUUUUAUUUGAUUUUGAUAUCAGCAAAGGGGCAGAGACUGUACCAGUUUCUCUUUGUAAUGAAAUAAACCAUGAGCAACUGCCUUAUUUCAAAUAUCGGAAGUCCUCCUGGCCCCAUGGAUACUUCUUAAACAACUUUUCCACCAUGUUUCUUGACUCAUGCAGCUGCACAGAUGGCUGCACUGAUACGACAAAAUGUGCAUGCCUGCUUCUUACUGAGAGGAGCUGCCGUGAAGCUUCAGGAAAAGAAACAUGUCUUGGUUAUAAUUAUAGAAGGCUAAAUGGACCUAUUUCCAAUGGAAUUUAUGAGUGCAACCUGUUAUGCAGCUGUGACAAGAUUAUGUGCCAGAACAGAGUAGUCCAGCAUGGCCUCCAAGUUCGGCUGCAGGUCUUCAACACUGAAAAAAGGGCUGGGGUGUCCGUUGCCUUGAUGACAUUGACAAAGGAACAUUUGUUUGUACAUAUGCAGACUGAUGAGUAAAAAUGAAUCUCAAGAAGCUCAGGGUGGUGGCAGUGAUGAAGUUGGGGAGGAAGAUAUAGAGAACAACAACAAAAACUACACAUUAUCAAAAAAGAGAAAAGUGGACAGCAUAUGUUCUGAUUCAGAGAUUGAAUUUAUCCAAGCCACUGACAGACAACAUUAUUUGUAUUCAAAACCUGAAGAUGAACCAAGCCUAAUUCAGAGCUACAGCUGUAACAAGAGUUGGAAUAAGCAAGUUAUCACAAGAC